UGGUAAGCGACCAACACCCCGCCAUAGUAGCAGCAGGUGUGUGUGUUUACCCGCCACUCUCACCCGGACUCUGGCCACCACCACAACUCUCCUUCCUCGUCUCCUGCUUCCUAACUCACGUGACCUGCUCAGUGUUAACCUGUAAUACGUGUUGAGUCAUCAGUGAACAAACAUGGCAGGACACACAGUUCCAAUUGAUUUUAGGGUUAAUUCUGCUAAAAUCUCUAAUCCAGUGGAGAGAAAAACUCUGCUGCAGGAUCUGUUGCCACUUAUUGAGCCUUUCACAGGACCAUUAACUGAGACAUCACUUUGUGAAGUGCCAGGUGGCAGUUACAUGGCACUCUACUGCUCUGACACCAUGACUCUCUCGGUCAAGCUCUACUUCAAUGGUCUGGUCACAUGUACUGUUGACUAUUAUACAGAUGAAGUCAAUGAACACAAGAUUGUGAAUGAUGAUGGUCGGCGACUGGAACGGCAGAUACGAGAGAAGUUUGGGUGCACGGUGGCCAAGGUGUUGCCAGCCCUCAAGAGAGUGCCACCCAUUAACCCAUACUUUACAUCCUCAGAUGACAGGCUUCUGGAGUAUGAUGUUGAUAAACUGUUAUUUGAAGAGAAGACUGACUUCCAGAAAGUCCAGAUCUACCACACAAAAACAUUUGGAAACCUGCUCGUCCUGGAUGAUCUUCAAAAUCUUGCUGAAAGUGAUGUGGCCUACACUCAUGGGCUUAUGAAUAAAUCACUGGAGAACUUUGAAGAGAAAGAAAUCCUUAUUCUGGGCGGAGGAGAUGGCGCAUUACUCUGGGAACUGCUUAAAGAGAAGCCAAAAUAUGUCACUAUGAUUGAUAUUGAUGAUGCUGUGAUGGAAUCGUGUAGAAAGCAUCUAAAGUCUGCUUGUGGAACUUGCUUGGACAACUAUAAUGGAGAAAACUACAAGAUAAUUGUAGGAGAUGCAAUAUCUUACAUGAAAGAGAAGGUAAAGGAAAAGAAAAGCUUCGAUUAUGUAUUUGCUGAUUUGACUGAUGUUCCAAUAUCGCCGUCUCCUCGUGGAGAACUGUGGGAUUUUAUGCGUACAAUUAUGAACUUGGGAACAAAACUGCUGAAGCCUGGCACAGGAAAGUAUAUGACUCAUGCUACUGGUAUCCAGUGUGAAACUGCUCUGAAAAUGUUUGAAGAACAGCUGAGUAAUCUGGAGACUGGAGUUACUUUCACACAAACUAGUCACUAUGUACCCAGCUUCAUGGAGAAGUGGUGCUUCUAUCAAGCCACUCGUCAACCUCUACCAGCAUAGUGCUUCACAAUUUAUGGAUAUUGUGUUUUAAUUAUCAUUGAUGUAUUAUUCACACUUUAUAUCACUUGGCAUACUUUUUCUUUUAGUUUGCUAUCAUAAUUGGUUUUUCUAGUAAUAAAUUUUAUCUUUUUGUUCCAAAGCACAUCAUUUUUAAUGCUAAGUGAUGUUCCAUAUAAUGCUUUGUUUAGAAUGUUUGGUUAACUAGAUCAUGACACUCACACAUCAUUCUUGUUUGCUUUUUAAUUACAAACCACUUUUAUGCUGCGUGCCAUUAUGUACUAUGCCAUCACAUUAGUACUUACAGUUAGUAAGAUUUUUUUCACUUUGGAAUAAAAUAUAACAAAGCUGAGUUACAAA
This is a messenger RNA of Procambarus clarkii (red swamp crayfish), 1645 nucleotides long. Lineage: Eukaryota; Metazoa; Arthropoda; Malacostraca; Decapoda; Cambaridae. The record is from RefSeq and is a predicted model, not a curated record.